UAGACAUAUCAAAAUAUUUUGACUUCACAUUUGAAAGAUGGCUGCCUCCAUGAUGAGUACAACGAAGUCCUUGAUCGGUCACUCCAUGCCUCCGUCACAUGUCCAGUACCCCGGGCUCCAGUCGUCAGAAAUAAGAUCUAAAGGUCCUGAGUCAUCACCACCAUUCCAGAAGAUGGGACAUCCAGCCUUUUCACCCUAUUCUGUACCUGACCCUCGUGUGUACGGUCAGCUCCCUCCUCAGAUGGCCGGUAUGCCCACCAAUCCAUGGUUUCCAGGUUACCCCUACCAGCAGCCAGCCAUGUUCCCAGGCCAGAGCCAGUUCCCCGAGCAGAGAGUCCCACCCAUGAUGUACAUGCCUCCGAUGAUGCCAGGCCAGGGUUUCCCCUUCAUAAGUGUGGAUAGCUUCCUCCAUCGCAACACCAAGAACGAACUGAGAGCAGCCAUCUUUGAGAAGGUCCUCGGCACAUUUCCCAAGCUACAGAAAAUGUUAGCAGAGAGCAGCAAGCCAAACCUUUCCGCUCCAGAAAAGUUUCCUGAUUGUCGCUAUGCCAACCUGCCCCGCCAAGAGACUGUGUCACCCUCUGGCUUUUUCCUGCCAAGCUUGGCCCUGGAGAGUCUUGAUGAGGAGGAUGCUGAAUACAGACUGAGUCCUCUCCUGUCCCGUCCGAGCACCUCCCCUGCCAUGGACAUGUCUCCCUACCUCACACAGCUCAUCGACCAGGUGAUGGACAAUGCUCCCGACCUCGCCGACCUCAUCAUGGACAGCUCAUCUUCCAGCAAUGACACACCCACCAAGUCAGAUUCUAGUGACUUUUGUAGUUUUGUGCCCAUCAAGCCUGAACCCAUCACACCACCUAAGGAGGAAACCUCGCCAUCUGCCUUCACCAAGAUUGGUCACAGCGAACUCACCACUACAAAGAAUGUCUGCGAAAUCUGCCACAAGAUUUUCUCCUCCAAGGCCAACCUGAGAGUGCACAUGCGUCGACACAGUGGAGAGAAGCCAUUUAAGUGUGAGUAUUGCAGCAAGGCCUUUAACCAGCGUUCCACCCUGAGGACCCACAUCAGGAUCCACACAGGCGAGCGUCCCUACACCUGUAACAUGUGUACCAAGUCCUUCGCUGACUAUUCUACCUUCACCAAGCACCAGCGUACACACACCGGCGAGAAACCCUACACCUGUAACCUGUGUGGUAAGAGCUUCGCCCAGUCUGGGAACAUGAUCCGACACCGACAGACCCACGAUAGAUCGUCCAGUGAUGGGGACAUAUCUCCCUUGUAAAUAUACUACAAAGGCAAUUCGUGACAAUAUAAAAGCCACUUUCAAUGACAGUAUGUUUUUUCCAGUGUUGAAUGGCUUGACAUCAAAGGACAUGUGUAACAUUAUUUGUUCUAAACAAUAUCUGGAGGUCAUCACUUGUACAGAACUAAACUGUGUAAACAACGACUUACCGUGUGCUUUCAACGGACAAAUAUGAAUUCCUAAAAUGUGUAAAAUUUUGUAAAUAUGCUUAAUUUAUUAUGUAGCCAGUCAUAUAUUACAUGAAAUUGUGCCCAAAGAAUGCCAGUGAUAUAGUGCAGCUAACAUAUGACUGUUAAAUCCAAUCUGUAGCUUGUGUUAUCUCCCUUGUUGUUAUAUAUUUUGACAUAUAUGUAUUUUCUCCCCUUGUUGCUAUGUAUGUAUUGUCUCCCCUUGUUAAUAUGUAUGUGUUAUCCUCUUUUUAAUAUGUAUUGUCUCCCCUUGUUAAUGUUUGUGUGGCCUUUCUGUCAAUAUGUAUGUAUAAUCUCCCCUUGUUGCUAUGGAUGUAUUAUCUCCCUUUGUUGCUAUGGAUGUAUUAUCUCCCUUUGUUGCUAUGGUUGUAUUGUCUCCACUUGUUUAUGUAUGUGUGAUCUUUCUGUCAACAUGUAUGUAUUAUCUCCCCUUACUGCUAUAUGUGUAAUCAGUGCUUUGUAUAUAACUACAUGUCAUAAUGCUGACAGUAUUAAAUAUGAAAAUCUUGACCCAGUGUUUUUCUUUUGUCUACCAUACAUUGUAUUCGUCAACCCG
Mizuhopecten yessoensis (Yesso scallop) is the source of this 2044-nucleotide messenger RNA. RefSeq names its product zinc finger protein 629-like. The transcript has 3 exons. The record is from RefSeq and is a predicted model, not a curated record. Gene Ontology annotation, biological process: regulation of transcription by RNA polymerase II. NCBI's taxonomy places the organism in Eukaryota, Metazoa, Mollusca, Bivalvia, Pectinida, Pectinidae. The coding region runs from base 38 to 1279 and encodes 413 amino acids. Gene Ontology annotation, molecular function: DNA-binding transcription factor activity; RNA polymerase II cis-regulatory region sequence-specific DNA binding.